Messenger RNA from Pyricularia pennisetigena, 1518 nucleotides. RefSeq lists its product as uncharacterized. Gene Ontology annotation, biological process: UDP-N-acetylglucosamine biosynthetic process. Gene Ontology annotation, molecular function: UDP-N-acetylglucosamine diphosphorylase activity. NCBI's taxonomy places the organism in Eukaryota, Fungi, Ascomycota, Sordariomycetes, Magnaporthales, Pyriculariaceae. The record is from RefSeq and is a predicted model, not a curated record. Bases 1 to 1518 code for a protein of 505 amino acids. The transcript is spliced from 2 exons.
AUGGAUACGGUCAAGAAGGUUCUGGGUCUGAGCGGCGGCAGUUCAGCUACCCCACCAUCGGACGAGCAGCUCACCCAGCUUCGAGAGAAAUACAGCAAGGCCGGGCAAGAACAGGUCUUUACAUUCUACGACUCACUGUCAGCCGGCGAGCAAGCUGCACUCUACCAACAGCUCAGUCAGAUCGACCCGGACCACAUCAACAAGAUCACUGACCGUGCCCUCAACCCGCCCAAGACCGAUAAUGACGGCAAGCCCCCGACACUCGAGCCACUUCCGGAGUCGGCCACCGCGAGCAUAUUGGAAUCAGACCCCAAGGAUGUCGAAGGCUGGUACAACUCGGGUCUCGACAUCAUCGCGAAGGGCAAGGUCGGCGUCGUCCUGAUGGCCGGCGGUCAGGGCACGCGGCUGGGUAGCUCAGCCCCCAAGGGCUGCUUCGACAUUGGUCUGCCGUCGUCCAAGUCCCUGUUCCAGAUCCAGGCCGAGCGCAUUCUCAAGGUGCAGCAGCUCGCUGCCAAGAAGGCCGGCGCCGAAAAACCCGCCGUCGUGCCCUGGUACGUCAUGACCUCGGGCCCGACGCGCAAGCCGACCGAGGAGUUCUUCGAGAAGCACAGCUUCUUUGGCCUCGACAAGGCCAACGUCCAGUUCUUCGAGCAGGGCGUGCUCCCCUGCAUCUCUAACGACGGCAAGAUCCUCCUUGAGUCCAAGGGCAAGCUCGCCGUGGCGCCAGAUGGCAACGGCGGCAUCUACCAGGCCCUCGUGGUGUCGGGAGUGCUGGACGACAUGCGCAAGCGCGGCGUUGAGCACAUCCACGCCUACUGCGUCGACAACUGCCUCGUCAAGGUCGCCGACCCCGUCUUCAUUGGCUUCUCAGCGGCCAAGGACGUUGACAUCGCGACCAAGGUGGUUCGUAAGCGCAAUGCCACCGAGUCGGUCGGCCUGAUCCUUCUCAAGAACGGCAAGCCCGACGUGGUCGAGUACAGCGAGAUCGACAAGGAGACGGCCGAGGCGACGGACCCCAAGCUCGGCGACGGCGUGCUCAAGUUCCGCGCCGCAAACAUCGUCAACCACUACUACAGCUUCCGCUUCCUCGAGAGCAUCCCGCUGUGGGCCCACAAGUUGCCGCAUCACGUCGCUCGCAAGAAGAUCCCGCACGUCAACCUCGAGACGGGCGAGACGGUCAAGCCCGAGAAGCCCAACGGCAUCAAGCUUGAGCAAUUCGUCUUUGACGUCUUCCCCAUGCUCGAGCUGAGCAAGUUUGCCUGCAUGGAGGUCCGCCGCGAGGACGAGUUCUCGCCCCUCAAGAACGCCCGUGGCACAGGCGAGGACGACCCCGACACCAGCAAGCACGACAUCAUGGACCAGGGCAAGAGGUGGGUGGCUGCCGCUGGCGCCGUCGUGGUUGGAGAGAAGGCCGACGCUGGUGUCGAGGUGUCGCCUCUGGUCAGCUAUGGCGGUGAGGGCUUGGAGGCUUUCAAUGGCAAGGAGAUUGUGGCUCCUGCUGUUCUUGAGAAGGAGUAA